AUGUCAACAUUUUCCACCCAGGCAGCCUCAAAUAGCAGCACUUCAAUGGCCCCCACCUUCUUGCUGGUGAGGAUGCCAGGUUUGUCAGUUGUACCGUCUUGGUGGACGAUCCCCCUCAUCACUCUCUACCUUCUUUCUGCCAUGGGUAAUGGUACCAUCCUUUGGAUUAUUGCCUUGGAGCCCACACUACACCGCCCAAUGUACUUCUUUCUCUUCAUGCUCAGUGUGUCUGAUGUUGGCUUGGCCACAGCCCUGAUGCCCACUUUGCUGGGUCUUGCCCUUGCUGAUGCUCAUGUUGUCUCUGCCUCAGCCUGUCUCAUCCAGAUGUUCUUUGUCCAUGUCUUUUCUGUCAUGGAGUCCUCUGUCUUGCUCACAAUGGCCGUGGAUAGAGCACUGGCUAUUUGCCGUCCUCUUCACUAUUCCACACUUUUCACCAAUGGUUUCAUUAGCAAGAUUAUCCUAGCUAUUGGCUUCAGAUGCCUGGGUCUCCAUCUGCCUCUGCCAUUCCUCCUGGCCCACAUGCCCUACUGUCACCCUCAGGUCCUAACUCAUUCUUAUUGCUUGCACCCAGAUGUAACCCGUCUGGCUUGCCCAGGAACUUGGAGUGCCAUCUACAGUCUCUUUGUGGUCCUGUCAGCAAUGGGAUUGGAUCCUUUGCUUAUCUUUUUCACCUAUGGCCUAAUUGGUAAGGUGUUGCAAGGUUUAGGGUCCAGUGAAGAGUGCUGGAAGGCUGGUCAAACCUGUAUGGCCCACCUCUCUGCUGUACUCCUCUUCUACAUACCCAUGAUCCUCCUAGCAAUCAUUGACCGUCUUAGGUUGCCAGUACCUCAGUCUGCCCAUACUCUUCUCUCCUAUGUUCACUUCUUGCUUCCUCCAUUAUUAAACCCUAUUCUUUAUAGUGUCAAGAUGAAAGAGAUUAGAGAGAGAAUACUCAAAAGGUUGCAGCCCAUGAAGAUGAGUUGUGUUCAGUGA
Messenger RNA from Chrysochloris asiatica (Cape golden mole), 972 nucleotides. RefSeq names its product olfactory receptor 51S1-like. NCBI's taxonomy places the organism in Eukaryota, Metazoa, Chordata, Mammalia, Afrosoricida, Chrysochloridae. The record is from RefSeq and is a predicted model, not a curated record. Gene Ontology annotation, cellular component: membrane. The transcript has a single exon. Gene Ontology annotation, molecular function: G protein-coupled receptor activity; olfactory receptor activity. Gene Ontology annotation, biological process: G protein-coupled receptor signaling pathway. Bases 1 to 972 code for a protein of 323 amino acids.